Hemibagrus wyckioides is the source of this 3136-nucleotide messenger RNA. RefSeq names its product carbohydrate (N-acetylglucosamine 6-O) sulfotransferase 7 (gene chst7). Gene Ontology annotation, cellular component: Golgi membrane. The transcript is spliced from 2 exons. The record is from RefSeq and is a predicted model, not a curated record. Gene Ontology annotation, biological process: N-acetylglucosamine metabolic process; carbohydrate metabolic process. Lineage: Eukaryota; Metazoa; Chordata; Actinopteri; Siluriformes; Bagridae. Gene Ontology annotation, molecular function: N-acetylglucosamine 6-O-sulfotransferase activity; chondroitin 6-sulfotransferase activity. The coding region runs from base 94 to 1365 and encodes 423 amino acids.
GUGUAGAGGCGCUUAAACCAGAAGAGAAGAGAGGAGGAGAGGAGUGGAGAGGAGGAAAGGAGAGGAAAGACAGAGCCGUGGUUCGCUGAGGAAAUGAAGCGGCGGCUGCAGAAGAAGUAUAUCCUCCUGAUCCUCGGCUAUUCCGUGGUCUUGCUCCUCAUCCCAUACGUGUUGGACUACCACAGCAAGUCGGCUCAGGUGCGACAUGGAGCUCAGGAGCCUCGGCAGCAGCCGCAGCAGCGUUGUCCGGAUCUGGAGACUAGCAUGGCGCUGUGGAACUCCAGCGAACCCGCGGAGGAAAGCGGACCGAACCACCGGAACCACACCAAGAAAACGCACAUCUAUCUCCACGCGACAUGGAGGACAGGCUCGUCAUUCCUGGGGGAGCUGUUUAACCAGCACCCGGAUGUCUUCUACCUGUACGAGCCGAUGUGGAACAUGUGGCAGGCGCUGUACCCGGGGGACGCGGGGAGUCUGCAGGGCGCAGUGCGGGACAUGAUGAACUCGCUGUUCCGGUGCGACUUCUCCGUGCUGAAGUUGUACGCGGGCACGGCCAACAUCAGCACCUCGUUCAUCUUCGGCUGGAAGACCAACAAGGUGAUCUGCUCGCAGCCUCUGUGCGCGGCGUACAAAAAGCCCCAGGUGGGACUCGUCCAAGGAGACGUGUGCGCCAAGUGCACGCCCAGAGACAUCCGAGAACUGGAGAGGGAGUGCAAGAAAUAUCCCGUGGUGGUUAUUAAGGAUGUCAGAGUAUUAGACCUGGGAGUGCUGGUGCCCCUGGUACGAGACCCUACGCUCAACUUACAGAUCAUUCAGCUGUUCAGGGAUCCCCGAGCCGUGCACAACUCCAGGCUGAAGUCCAAGCUGGCACUGGUGCGAGAAAGCAUCCAGGUUCUCCGGAGCAAGAAGCAGAGCGACAAGUACAAGCGUCUGCUCUCACCUGGGAACCGGGUGAACCGCGCUGAGAGCUAUGUCGCCGGUGCCAUGGAGCUCAUCUGCGACCACUGGCUCAGGGACAUGCUCCUGGUGAGCAGUGCACCUCCGUGGCUCAAGCGCAACUACCUGCAGAUCCGCUACGAAGACCUGGUGCUGCAGCCCGUCAGUGAGCUGCACCGACUCUACCGCUUCUCCAACCUGAGCAUGUCUCCAGAGCUGGAGCAGUUUGUGAUGAACAUGACACGAGGGCAGGGAUACUCCUCAGACCGGCCCUUCCUCAUCUCAGCGAGGGACGCCAAGGAAGCCAUCUUUGCCUGGAGAGAGAGGCUGAGCGUGGAGCAGGUGGGGCAGGUGGAGGCUUACUGCAGCGAGGUGAUGCGCCACCUGGGCUAUGGGAAGAGGAACCUGGAGCAGAGCUACAAAUCCUAAAGAGAAGAAUGAGGAAAGCGAGACAAGAGACCAGGCCGAAGUGAAGCUACAGUGAUAGGCAGGAACGCCGUCCCUCAGCACUCUGUGGAAGAUUGACACUAGGAACAGUUCCAGUCUGAGAGCAGACGGUCCACAGCGGCGCCGGAGUCCGAGUCCAGGUCGGACACCCAGCGUGGAGAUGGGCGCUGAAUAAAAUUACAAAGACAGGACACUGAUGUAAACACGGAGGAGUUUAAACACUAAUCAUAACGAGUGAAGCGGAGACUCCUGGGAAAUGACCGUGUGUGUGUUGGCUCUCGGCCAAGGUUGAUCAGCGCUAAUCCUCCUGUUCCCUUCAUCAGCUACAGGACAUGGAGCCCAGAGCUCUGGGGUUUAUCCUGUGUGUGUGUGUGAUGAUAACUGAAGUGCCAUUUCACUGUCACACUUUAUCUUUCACAAACACAAGGCACCAAAUAAUCAGUUAACACAACAUUCUUUCAGAAAUGUCCCAAAUAGAGAUAUUUAUAAACACUUAAUAACGCAGCAUAAGCAUUUCAUUAAAGUCUUACUGACGAGUGCGUCCCAGAGCGCCUCUUAGCACAUGUUACAUGUUGGUCAAACAUCUGAAUGUUUGGUAACACUAUACUUCUGGGCAGUGUUCAUACGGUUACAUAAAAGCUUCAUAAGGGGUCAUAGGUCUCAUGGCUUUUCCUGCUAUAAGUUACAUUCAUACACUUACAUAGACAUUUAGGUGGCUUAAAGAAAUUCAGAUCAUCUGUCCUGAAAAUGAUUCUGGACAAAAUAGACAUAACUCUGUUAGAACAGUAUUAUAACUGUCAUAAGUAUUCGUAAACAUGUUAUAAGUAGAAACAUUACAGUGUGACACAGUACAUAGCUCUGUCAUAGCAUGGUCGUAGGCAUUCAUGAAAUUUUACUGUAAGCAAAAAUAAAACUCUGCUUAAAGGCUAAAGGGAAUGUGCAUAACUGUUAUGGCAGUAUCAUAUCCUGGUCAUAGGUAUUCAUAAAGAGGUUAUCUAGCAGAAGCAGAAAUCUAAAAAAUUAACUCAAGUGCUAAAAACACUAAACUGAAGCAGCUUUGUCAUGACCUGGUUCUGCGUUUUCAUCAAAUCCAUUCAAGCAGAGAUAUGAAACUCAGUCAGAGAAAUAACACUGUUGUAGGCGUUCAUAAACUCUUAAAAAGCAAUACAAGUAUAAAAAUAUUUACUUAAAGGCCAAAGAACAAAAAUACACAGGACUGUUAAAAAGGCUUAUAAGCAAAAAGUGUGCACUAGCCCUGUCCUAACGGUGUCAUAAAAUAAUUUUACUUAAAAUGUUUAGAGAGCUCUAUGACGUGAUCCCGUAUAGGCAGUCAUUAUUAAAAUGUUAUAAAGCAAAUUCUGAAAUUUAUUCUAAGAAAUUGAGAAAAUACAGAGCUGUGUUAUUCCAGUCUAACGACUUGUUAUAGGUGUUCAUAGCAUGAUCCUUGCUUUACUUAAAAGCAUACAUAACUUAUCAUGAUGCUUUAGUGACUACGACCAGCUCAAGUCACCCUCACACACAAGGCAUGCCUUUAUAAAUGUCCAUGAAGGUUCUAUGAAGCUUUAUAAACACUGCUCUGUAAAGAAGUGAUAUGUUACCCAACGUUUAUGAACCGAACAAUUUAACAGGAUGACAGUAUUAGAAACGAUCGUUAUCUCGUAUCAUGAACUACGUGGAGGGGAAGAACUCUGUAAAGAAAACGGAUAUUUAUGAAAACAUUUUGUAAAUAAAGAGAUUUUUGUUUUUUUGUAAA